This is a messenger RNA of Cicer arietinum (chickpea), 3735 nucleotides long. RefSeq lists its product as uncharacterized. Gene Ontology annotation, biological process: endosomal transport; endocytosis. Gene Ontology annotation, molecular function: calcium ion binding; protein binding. The record is from RefSeq and is a predicted model, not a curated record. Gene Ontology annotation, cellular component: plasma membrane; nucleus; cytoplasm. NCBI's taxonomy places the organism in Eukaryota, Viridiplantae, Streptophyta, Magnoliopsida, Fabales, Fabaceae.
UGAAUUAUUAGGACAGAAGGAAGGGAAAAUAGGAGGAAGACAGUGGUAUUUUUGAAAUAUGGUGAUGAAAGAGGUCCGUUAAGCGAAAAAUGAGAAAUGAGGGUUGGGAUUAUUUUGGUUGUUGAUUGGAUUGUACGAGACGGUGGCAAUCGAAGUGGAAAUCAUCGAUUCAAUUAAUCAAUCAAGAAUUGUAUUAAGUCGAAAAUUGGAAUCUGAAUUGUGUUGUUGGUUUGAUGGUCUGAUCUGCUGCUGCUGCAUCUGCAUCUAAAUCAGCGGUGAUGGCAGCACCUAAUGUGGAUCUCUUCGAUGCUUAUUUUCGUCGUGCCGAUUUGGAUCGAGACGGCCGUAUCAGCGGUGCCGAAGCCGUCUCUUUCUUCCAAGGCUCCGGUUUGCCCAAAAACGUCCUUGCGCAGAUUUGGGCAUUUGCAAACCAAAGCCAGAGUGGUUUCCUUGGUCGUGCGGAGUUCUACAAUGCACUUAAACUUGUCACAGUCGCACAGAGUAAGCGAGAACUCACCCCUGAAAUGGUCAAAGCUGCAUUGUAUGGCCCUGCCGCAUCUAAGAUUCCCGCACCUCAAAUCAAUUUCAGUGCCACUGCUACACCACCAUCACCAUCACCAUCACCAUCACCAUCACAUCCUGCUUCUCAAAAUUUAUCUGCCGGUGUUGCCCCUCAAGGAGUGCCUUCUGUUGGUGGAGGACCUCGCCCUGCAGGUGCCGGCAGCUUCCCUAGUUAUGGCAAUAUGGUUGGAGCUCCACCACCAACGUCCUCUUCUCAGCAGCUAGCAGUUAGAGGAACUAGUCCUCCUUCAACUCAGGAGGGGUUUGGUCUUGCAAUUACAACUACUUCUGGAUCAAAUGUUGCACCCCCCACACCUACACAGUCACAAUAUCCUUCCGCUGCCACUAAGCCAUCCGAUCAACUGGUCAAGGAUUCUAGAUCCAUGGAUACUUCUGUGAAUGGUAUUGCUUCUGAUUCAUUUUUUGGAGGGGAUUUGUUCUCACCUACCUCAACUCAGCCCAAGCAAGAUUCUUCUCCACAAGGAUUUUCUUCUGCUAAUUCUCUGCUUUCAUCUGCCAUUGUUCCUGUAUCUGGAGGAGGGAACCAGAAUUCUAUCAGGACUAGUACCCCUGAUUCUUUGCAGAGUUCACUUGCUACCCAGUCUGUUGCUCCACAUCUUCAGCAGGCCCAGCCCGCUGUGAAACAGAACCACCAUGCCUCCGUCCAGAUGCCUAAUAUGCUCAGUUCACCUGGACUUCCAGCAAGAUUGCAGGAUUCUUCACCAGGUCAGCCUCAAUCUCCAUGGCCAAGAAUGACUCAGACUGAUGUUCAGAAAUAUAUGAAAGUAUUCAUGGAAGUAGACACUGAUAGAGAUGGGAAAAUCACUGGGGAGCAGGCGAGGAACUUGUUUCUUAGUUGGAGAUUACCAAGAGAGGUUUUAAAGCAGGUCUGGGACUUAUCUGAUCAAGAUAAUGAUAGCAUGCUUUCUCUUAGAGAGUUUUGUAUUGCACUGUACCUAAUGGAGCGACACAGGGAGGGACAUGCUCUUCCGCGUGUACUUCCAAAUAACAUUGUUCUUGAUUUACCUGCUACUGGUCAACCUGCCAAUCUCCACAGUCCUGUAGCUUGGGGAAAUCCGCCAGGUAUUCAACAACAGCCAGGAAUUACCGGAUCUGGUGCUCGACAAGUGAACCCUGCUGCUGGUCGGCCACCAAGGCCAGCUGCCGUCCCUCCAUCUGAUGAAGGACCUCAGAACAAGGAGCAGAAGUCUAAAAUUCCGGUCUUGGAGAAGCAUCUCAUAAAUCAACUGAGUUCAGAUGAGCAAAAUUCAAUUAACUCAAAGUUUCAAGAAGCAACCGAAGCUUCUACGAAGGUAGAAGAACUUGAGAAAGAAAUAGUGGAGUCGAGAGAGAAAAUAGAAUUCUUCCGUGCAAAAAUGCAGGAACUUGUUCUGUACAAGAGCAGAUGCGACAAUCGUCUUAACGAGAUCAUAGAAAGGAUAUCUGCUGAUAAAAAUGAGGUAGAGAUUCUAGCAAAAAAAUAUGAAGAUAAAUAUAAGCAAGUUGGAGAUUUAUCAUCCAAGUUGACUGCCGAGGAAGCCACAUUCCGUGACAUACAGGAGAAAAAAAUUGAUUUGUAUCAAGGGAUUGUCAAGUUGGAACAAGAUGUAAAUACUGAUGACACAGUACAGGGUCGUGCUGAUCACAUCCAAUCUGUCCUUGAUGAACUGGUGAAAUCUCUAAAUGAACGGUGCAAGAUGUAUGGAUUACGUGCAAAGCCCACAACAUUAGUGGAGCUACCUUUUGGCUGGCAACCUGGUAUCCAAGAAGGUGCUGCUGACUGGGAUGAGGAUUGGGAUAAGCUUGAAGAUAAAGCAGAAUUUGCUCUUGUCAAAGAAUAUACCCUUGAUGUGCAAAACACCAUAGCACCUCCAAAACAAAAGUUACCAAAGGCUGUGAAAACAAAAUCUUUGGAUGUUGACAGUCCAAAAUUUGUAGCUUCACCUAAGAGCGAUGAUAAGUCAGAAAAACCUCAAACUACAAAUGAACAGGGAGUAGGCAACGGAUCUGUUUAUAAUAAAAGUGAUGACGGGUCUGCAAAAAGUGCUCCUAAUAGUCCAUUUGCAAGUAGUACUAUCGGAAGUCCGCAUAGGGACUUUGUGGAUUCUGACAUUAGAAAGACUGCUGGUGAAGAUAGCUCACCCCGUGAUCAAGAUGCCACGCAAGACAUCCAAAGUGAUCAUGGUGGUGAGAAGUCUGUGUUCUCUGAAGACAAAGUUUUUGAUGAACCUAAUUGGGGUACCUUCGACACAAAUGAUGAUAUUGAUUCAGUUUGGGGAUUCAAUGCCAGUAGCACCACAAAGGAGGAGAGAGAUCUUGAUGGAGCUGGAGACAAUUAUUUCUUUAGUUCUGGGGACCUGGGCCUCAACCCCAUUAAAACCGCUUCACCACAGGCUGGUGAUCUCUUCCAGAAGACCGGUGGAUUCAGUUUUGAUGAUUCUGUUCCAAGCACCCCACUUUUCAGCUCAAGCACCUCACCACAAAGGCCCAAAGACUGGUUGGAAAACGCUUUUGACUUCUCAAGAUUUGAUUCGUUUGGCACACAUGAUAGUGUAUCUUUACCUGCUCGGGAAACGUCAAGAUUUGAUUCAUUUGGCACACAUGAUAGUGCUCCGGAAGCACCAGUACGAUUUGAUUCUGUCCGCAGCAGUGUGGAUUUUGAUCAUGGUUUUCCUGCUUUUGAUGACUCGGAUCCCUUUGGCUCUGGUCCUUUUAGAACUUCAUCAGAAAGUCAAACUCCUAGAAGAGGAUCUGAUAAUUGGAGUGCUUUUUAGUUUUGCAAUUCAACCAUACAUACAUGUGUUAUUUCUAUCAGACCUUAGGAGAUUUGCCUUUGGUGAAGCGAGUUGUUCAUCUUUCUCUUUGGAACCUCUUAUCUGUAAUGUAUUCUUUGUAUUUAAUCCUGUGUAUUCCUUAUCCCCCAGUUUUUCUUUGGGUUGGGGCAUGGGUUGUGUCAAACCCAGCAAUCCCACUUGUUUGCUUAAAUUGGAAGUAAAGGUCUGUUCAUAUUUUUGGCUUGUUGGUUGAUGGUUUUUCCAGAGUCCCGUUGAAAAGAUCUCUACCUGAAGGGAUUGUGGUAUUGAUGACUAUUUGAUUUUAGUUUUGUUUAAACUUUAACAAGCGGAACUUUAUUAUAUUUCUUAGUGAAUUAUAACUUGAACUUAAUUUGUCUAA